Messenger RNA from Zophobas morio, 2913 nucleotides. Its product is annotated as solute carrier family 35 member G1. The record is from RefSeq and is a predicted model, not a curated record. Lineage: Eukaryota; Metazoa; Arthropoda; Insecta; Coleoptera; Tenebrionidae. Gene Ontology annotation, cellular component: membrane. The transcript has 2 exons. Bases 386 to 1414 code for a protein of 342 amino acids.
GUAGUUGAAAGUGACGUAGAGGGCGCUUUUUAUUAUUUACUGUUGAAAAUGGUGUUUUGGGUGGUUGUUUGUAUGAAAUAAAGAUAUCGGGUGGUUUGUUGAGGGUUUGUAUUGUUUUGGUUUUGUUUUUUGUGUUUGGUUUAUGUCUCCGACUUUUUUCGUUGCAUGUAAAUCCGGCCCACCCCAUCUGUCAUUCGUUGACGUUGACAUUUCAUCUGUCAUCGCUUAUCAAAAUAAUCGUAUUUGCUGCAUUUUUGGUGCAGUGUAUACUAAACCCGGCACAAACAUGCCACAAUAAUCAACGUCGAAUAAACAAGAAAACACUCAACAAUGCGUAAAUAGCAAGAACGGCCCCAACAAGACUGAUUCUCACCCCGCUACCACCAUGCCGGAAAACCUCGAACUCCAACAACUCGUCGACGAAGAGCCCGAUCAUGACGUCAAGCUCCACCCCCGGCGACUCAAAUUCUGCAAGUGCCCCUACUUGGGGCUCAUUCUCGCCACCUUGAGCUCGCUGUUCUUCUCUCUGUGUUCUGUGAUCGUCAAGUGGAUGACCGACGUGGACCCCAUGGCUCUCGCCGCUUAUCGGUACCUCGGGGUCCUCCUCCCAGCAAUACCCAUCGUGAUAUACCGCCAGGAGCCCGUGUUUCCGUCGGGGAAGCGCAUCAUGCUGCUGCUGCGCUCCUUCACAGGUACUGCGGCCCUCAUGCUCAGCUUCUACGCGUUCAGACACAUGCCUUUAGCGGACGCUUCAGUCAUCGUCUUCUCCGUGCCUGUAUUCACCGGGAUCUUCGCCCGGAUGUUCCUGAAGGAGCCCUGCGGCCUGUUCAACGCCUUCUCCGUCGUCCUCACGCUCAUCGGGGUCGUGCUCAUAACGCGCCCCCCCAGCCUCUUCGGCGCCACGGUCAACUCGCUGGGGGAGUCCGGCCAGAAGACGGAGAUCUGGGGGGCGGUGGCGGCGUUCUCGGCGACGCUGUUCGGGGCCAACGCCUACGUGCUGCUGAGGGCCCUCAAGGGCAUCCACUUCUCGGUGAUCAUGACGAAUUUCGGCUCGUUCGCGCUGUGCCAAUGCCUGCUGGUGACUUACUUGAUCGGGGCCCUGUGUCUGCCCCCCUGCGGCCUCGACAGGUACUUGAUCGUGGCGUUGGCGCUGUUCAGCUUCCUGGGGCAGAUCCUGCUCACGCUGGCGCUCCAGAUGGAGCAGGCGGGGCCCGUGGCGAUAGCCAGGAGCAGUGAUAUCGUGUUCGCUUUCGUGUGGCAGGUCCUGUUUUUCAACGAGAUACCGAACAGGUACUCGAUAGGGGGGGCGAUUCUGGUGAUGAGCUCGGUCAUGCUGACGGGGCUGCGGAAGUGGAUACUGGCGCUGCCUCCGGACGCUAGUCUGAGGAGGAGGAUGGCGCUUUUAGUUAAGUAGCUUUUUUAUCAAGGGGUGAAGGUUGGUUUGAUGUGAUAUUAUUGGUUACUUUAAGGAGUCGUAGCUGGGGCAUGAUUGUUGUUUUUUUUUUUUACAAAAAUUAUUUCGGGUUAAGUAUAUAUAGUAUGACCUUGGAAGACCCUACAGCCUGGGGGAUCCACUAUUUUAUAAUUUGUUGUUAUUUUUGGUUGUUUUCGUUUUAUAUGUUUUUUUGUUACGGGUACAUACAUACAUGACCGGUGAAGAAGAGGGGAAUCGUCGAAAAUUCCGCCAUGUAUUCAAUUAUAUCUCUUUGUACUUAAAUUUGAAAUACUUAAUUUUUUGGAGUUUGACUGUUUCUUGGCGUUUUUUUAUUAUUAUAGAAGGUGAACACCCUGUAUUUUAUUACUGUAUCUUACUCCGUUUUUUGUCCUCAUUCUUCUAACACGCCGAUGUGUCUCUGAAAAAAGUACAAAAUCGUAUCAACUUUAAAUAUAGAAAAUACUCAUCAAAAAAGAAAGAUAACAAAAAAUAGAAUAAGAUGCAGUAAUAAAAUAUAGGGUGUUCUAUUUGAAAAAACCGAAAUAUCGAUAUUUGAAAAUUGAAGAUUGAAGAUAGCUAUACUGGGUGAUUUAUUUUGUCAUUCUACGUUUAUUGUGAUGUAAGGGAUGAUAAUUUAUUAUUGGAGAUUUGCGUUUAGUCGUACAUAUUUAAAAAUUCACCGCUCCGCCAUUUUAAAAAUGGAGGUUUGAAAUUAUGUUUGUCAGGGCAAGGUAACUAAAAAGUUUUAUCAAAAUUUAAAUAUGGCGGAGUUGAAAAAUUUUAGCGUUUAAAUAUAACUGGUGAUCAAAAAGUUUUCAGAUUGGAGUUGGCCAUGGAAAUAUUUGUCAUGUCUUUGAUUGAACUGUAACAGUCGUGAAUAACCGCUUUUAUUGACAUGAAAGGUUAUGCAUGACUUUACAGUUUAAUCAAAGACAUGACAAAUAUUUCCAUGGCCAACUCUAACCUGAAAACUUUUUUACAAGUGAUCUAUUUAAAGAUUAUGACCAAAGUUUAAUUUUUGCAUAUGAAAUGAUAUUUACUUUUACGUAUUUUUAUAUUGUGUGUAUGGGGUUUUUGUAUUUUUUACAAGUCUAGUUCCAAAGUAAUUUUUUUUCUAAAACCAGGUUUGUUGACAAUAAUUAAAAAAAAAUGGUGGUGAGCUAGAAAAUACAGGACGUUUAAUUUGAAAAAUGCCAGACAAUUUAAUCACCCUGUAUAAAUUAUUUAAAAUAUUUUUCAUUUUUUAUGUUCCUGAGAUCAAGGUAACUAAAAAACUAUAUGGCGAAGUUGAAAAUUUUUAUCGUUUAAAUAUACAAGGUGUUCCGUUUAAAAAUUAUGACCAAAGUUCUAUUUUUUAUUACGAAGCAAUAUGUUAUCGUACUUUUAUAAAUUUAGGUCCUUUAUAAAGCGUUUUUUGGUUAACACUUCGCGAUGUUUGCGUUUUUAUGUCAAAACUUGUCAUUUUUAAAAAUUCAUAG